GCGGGACCAGACUUUCCCCUGUUCUGUUCUUGAGGUGCGAUAGAGACUCCAUACAAAGAUACUGAGCAAUAUGGAGGGGACUUUCCGAGAGCAUCUGUUCUUCAUUGUGUUAUGUCUGUCUGUUCUCAAGGGAGACACCAGGUACAUCGAGGUAAGCCUCUGGAGGCACUUUGCAUGUUUUAUUAACCUUUUUCGUUCCCAUGUGUUUCCUGUACUAGACUUUGUAAUACAAGCUCAAUUAAUGCAAUAAUGCUUUCUGUAUGAGAAAAGUUGUUGCAACUUUUUGUACUCAGUCAAAUAAUGUUCUCAUUGUAAUAACUCCCAUUGCGCACUUGAUUUAUGCAUUAUGUAGGCUACUAACCUUUACUAAAACCCUUGAGUUAUCUUGCUUGACGGUAUAUUGCUGUCACUUGUUCACAUUCAAUCUUGACUUUCUUUUUCUAAAUAUUAUCUAAAUGUUGUUGUUUUUUUGUGCAGGAAAAUGACAUUACACCAGAGGGAUUAUAUGCACUUCUUAAUUCAGAGCUCAAAAGAGAAAUACCAGAAACAUUAAUUUACAGCCGACCCCUCCGUAAGUAACUGACUGAAGUCAUUUAUUAAAAACCGUUAAUAGGCAUAUUUGCCAUUUACAUGGUCGAUCUGUGAAGCAAUACUUUUUUUGCCGACAUGAUCAAAUCUUCUAAAAUGCUUUUAUUUAGCAUGAAAGGUAAAAAAAAAAAAACUGAAUUUGUCAGUCACAAUUGUGUAUGCAUUUUUGUGAAUAAUAAAUAAUCAAAAAUAAUAAAUGUGUGAUUUAGGCCUCUUGUAAAUUAUAUAAUUAUAAUCUGUAUAUGACUUUCUUGACUAAAUGUACAGAUUGAUGAAUACUACUUGAUGAAUUUGAAAUGUAUAUUAGAUUGCGUUUUUGUCAGAGAAACUUGCACUUCAUCAUGUAAAAUAUAAACAGCCAAUGUGCACACAAUGUAAUGUUAACCCUGUCUCUGUCUCCAUUUCUCUCUCCCUCUCCAUGUCUCUCUUUCUGUCUCUAUAUCUCCCACUCUCUCCCCCCCCCACCCCCUCUGUUACCCCCACCCCCAUCUCCCUCCUUCUUCCCCUCUUCCCUAUCUCUCCCCUCUAUCUCUCCUCCUUCUCUCUAUCCUCUACCACCUUCCUUUAUUCUUCCCUUCCUCCUCCUCUCCCUCUCUCAGGGUGUCUGGACAUGGUGGCAGUAGAGGGCCAGUUCACCUUCACAGCAGACCGGCCUCAGCUCAGCUGUGCUGCUUUCUUCAUCGCUGAGCCCAACCAGGUCAUCAGUGUGGAGUAUGACAGCGUUGACAUCGACUGCAGGGGAGGAGACUUCAUCAAGGUAACCACACAUGCACAUGUGGCGUGCAUGCACACACGCACAACACACACAUACACACACAUACACACACACACACACACCACCACCACUGCUUUCACACCCACAUACAUCCCAAAUACUCCCCUCCCAGCUCCCCCUUAACUGACGUCAGCAAAACCAGGUCCGGGGAUAGAUUAACAUUUCCAGACAAUUGAUGUGAUGAAAUUCCCGGCAGAUUAUCUUGUUGUUAUUUGUGCCCAGGCAUAAUCCCUCACCUUACCCCCUGGCCUGGGAACACUCGUUCUCAGUAUUAGAUCAUUACGGACUCCUAAAUACCACAAAAUGAUAUAGUCACUUAGCAGAUGCUGUCACCAGGGGUAACAUAGGGUCUUUUCCUGUGUCGUUUUUUUAAAAACUUUACUCUGUGAAUGUGUGCUAAGGCUGCAAUUAAGUCCCACCCUUGAUUUACAGCCAGGUCACACCAGAUGGACUUCAGUAUUCCACAUUUAUCCAGUCCCCAGGACGUCGGGAGAUGCCUUCAAUACUGUCCACUAGGGGCAACGUGAGCACCUAUUACCAUCUAGUAGGCUCCAAGGAUCGCGGGUUCAAUCCCAGUGUUAGGCACUCAUUUGUAUUUUUCCUGUUUUAACACGAUCCCAAACCUUAACCCUUACCUUAACCAGUCGGAAUGAAUGGUUAAACUUAAUUGUACAUUUUGUUCUGUUUUAACCCUAUCCCAAACCUUAACCCUUAUCGUAGCACUUUACACUCAUACGCAUAUGCGGGUUGAAAAUGGCAGAUUUUGGCAAUGAUAAGCACCUAAUUGGAAAGCAGUGGCUGUACAGUAACAUGCUAUAAAUGAUGUCAGAGGUCAGUCCCCAUCCCUCCCGUUAAUUGGGCUUUUGCAUAUUUGUUGUUGUCUGAGUGAGGGAAAUGCUUUAAAUUAAGAGGACUCAGUAUAUUUUGAAAGAUGAGACGUUGAGGAUUACAAUAAAUACUGAUUUGAUGUCAUAUGAGCCAAACACCUGUGAGUCCAAAUGUGCACUUCACAUUUCCAUAUUAUACAACUCAUGUCAUAUACAGUGUCAACGUUUUUGAUCACUAUGUUUGAUGUACGGUUACAAGAUGACAUGGGGUCAUACCCUGGGUUGUUCUGAACAGAAUGAGCCUAUGUUUGUCUAUUGUGAAGAAAAUUUGCCGUGGACCACGCACCUGAAUGCACGCAUGGCUCCUUUCUAGGCGCACCAAAAUGACAAUCUGUUUCUCUGAAUUGCCUUGUGAAAGCCUUACACUGUAAGAUCGUAUGUUGGCAACAGAACAAGCUUUCAAAUGAUGCCCACUUGACCCAGAUUGCGAUUUAUAAUGGGCCGUUUUUGGAUUGUGUCAACAACAACAGUAAUUGUGUUGGGAUGCAGGGUUGUGUUCCAAACAAAACAACUAGUUCCUCAACGGCACAGCUAGGGGUGCUCAAAAAAGCACCUUAUAGUUGAAGACUCUUCUUUGAGUCAUAAAAGUGCAUUGAAAUGACUUUGGAACUGUACACACUUUGGAGAGGUGUUCGGCCACUUGGAGUUAGUCCUCUCUUUCAAACCCUUGUCAUUUUUUUGUCUUAUGCUGCACCUAACUCACAUUUUCCAGGAAUAUUCUUAUCAUGUUACUGAAUGGAUCCAGAAUAUUUUCAGAUUUCGUUAUCAACAAAUGCGGCGAAAAGUACAGUAAAUGUAAAAUGCACAUAAAAUCAACAGUGUAAUGUUUGGAUUCAGUCUUGUGUCAGGUGAACUGUUGUUUCCUCAACUUUGGUCAGAUAAUUUCCCCAUAAUCUCCAAACUGUUCCCUUUCAAUUGAUACCAUGCUUAUGCAUUUGCUUUUCAUAUUUCUUCUGUAAGAAACAUUUCAAUUUAGCCCUAUCCAUAUCUGCCAAUUCCCACGAGUGUAAAGGGUUAACCAGUCGGAAUUAAUGGCUAAACAUAACUGUAGAAAUUUGAUGUUUGAAUGGUUUUGAUUAAGUCCACAUCUCUCUCCCCUCUCCUCUCCCAGGUGUUUGAUGGCUGGGUGAUGAAGGGAGAGAAGUUCCCUAGUUCCCAGGACCACGCCCUGCCGCUGAUGGAACGCUAUGUGGACUACUGCGACUCUGGGACGGUCAGGAGAACCGUGUGGUCGUCUCAGAACGUUGCCAUGCUGUUCUUCCGCAUUCACACUGCCGGGAGCUCCUUCACGCUGACCGUCAGGAAACCCAUCAACCCUUUCCGUGAGUAGAGACCUGCACUAGCUUGAUGGCCAGUCUUACUGUUAAUGACCUUUAGGGUUUUACUUUGAGUGCAUGAGCUGAAGCCCCGUUUAUACCUGGUUCUAACAUGCGUCAGUUGUCCUGAUCUUGUCCACAUUCUGAUUGUGCCCACAUUUGUCGACAGGUGUAGACAAUCAAAAGACGCAUUGUGAACUGAUUGUGAUUUGAUCUUCCUGACCACCUCCAGAGGUAGUCGAAGAUGCAUCUUGUACGGAUAUCCUUGAAGUGUAAACAAAUCCUGACAACCUAAGCUUAAAGCCAAUUUAUGCUUGCUCUGAAAGGCGCCGUACAGAAGGUUUGAAGCAAUUGCAGAGUCUCCGGAGGCUUACGGAAGCCAAAUCGAGCUCCGUACCGUAUCGCCAAGCGCCUCCCAAAUUUUGUAACAAUGCGGAGGGCUCUGUAUAGCUCCGCAUUGACAUGAUUGGUUGACGGUAGGUGGGGGCGAGAGGUCCUGUAUAAACACAAACUCACUUCCUUGACAAGAGCUCUGAUCUGCUCCACAAAGUGCAAGUAGGCUUAUGAAUGCUCUGACUUCUGCUGUACGGCCACUGCAGAUGUCGGAUUGACCAUGUAGAGCCUCAUACAUUUGUCCAACGUCACUGUUGUCCCGCUCUCUAAAAAGAAAUCACACUGGCCAGUUGAAGUAGUAAUUAUGGACAAUGAUACCUCUACAAUUCCUCCAGAAUUAAGAUCAUGGUCUUCAUUAGAAACCAAAUGCCUAUACUGGCACUGUGGUCGGAUGCCAUAGUCCAAUAGAAAUUAGAAAACGCAUAUAGAAGUAAGGAUAUUUAUGACGAGAUAUCGUCCCGAAUGAGAGAAAAAGGGUUCUCCCGUUCCCACGUCCAAUGCCAGCAAAAAAUAUUAAUAAAAUAACGGAAAACAUCAUACAGAAAGGCCAAGGACUGUAAUAGCAGGAGUGCCAUUAGAUGUGCCAACAUGGGGCAGGAUGCCAAUGUAAUGCUAUAGUACUUAUAGUACUACAUGUUGUAACGCCAGGGUUGUGUGUUAAUGCUUUAGUGACCCUUUAGGUUGUACACGUCUAAGCUGCGUACGUCUAAGCCGUACUUGUGUGUGUGUUUGCAUUUGUACUAAGCAAUUUUGCCCCCUUAAAUGGAUGGAUUUUUGCUAAAUGAAGGUCAACAUGUCUAAAGACACGGAUAUAUCGUGGACGUCGUUUAAUCAGCCCCCCGUACCUCUCUGAUUCAGAGGGGUUGGGUUAAACAUUUCUGUUGAAUGCAUUCAGUUGUGCAACUGACUAGGUAUCCCCUUUCCCUUCCCAUGUUCCCCUCCACCUCUCCCCCAACAGCCUGUAAUAUCAUCUCCCAGACACCAGAGGGCAGCUUCACCAUGGUGAUACCCCAGCAGCACAGGAACUGUAGCUUCUCCAUCAUCUACCCCGUGGAGAUCAAGAUUGCUGAGCUCAGCCUGGGACACCUCAACGACUUCCCCAUCAAGGUGAGCCCUGAGCAGGGACACAUCUGAGCCUAGAGGUCCGAAGCACUGCUGGUUUCCUUUUCUCCCCGGGAAAUAUUUUGGUUGAUUAAUGUCACUCACUGAUUAGCCAGAGAUUCCACUCACCAUGUGUCACAGGUCUGAAUCAAAAAUACAGAUUAGAGGGGAAGAAUAGAAAAAACAUCAGCGCUUCUGACUUCUGGCUGUUGUAGCAGAGGGGGUUUAGUGAACUACCCUGCCAAAGACCUAGAGACCUGUGUUAGGUCCCAAUGAUGAUGAGGGGAUGCUUUGUCAGCGGAGAUGAGUGUGCUGGGAUAUGUGUGAGGGGGUAGAAGGAAGGAAGGAAGGAAGGAAGGAAGGAAGGAAGGAAGGAAGGAAGGAAGGAAGGAAGGAAGGAAGGAAGGAAGGAAGGAAGGAAGGAAGGAAGGAAGGAAGGAAAGUAAAAAUGCUUGUUAAUCCAUUGAGUUGGUCUUCUCUCCAGAGGUCCAUCCCAGGCUGUGCGGGAGCAGGGGACUUUGUGGAGCUGCUGGGAGGGAACGGGAUGGACCCGUCUAAGAUGUUCCCUGUAGCUGACCUUUGCUACAACUUUAACGGUCCAGGUGAGCGGCACCCACACCAUCACCAUCACCAUCAUAACUAGAGUAGAUCUUUAUUAAUCCCACCCAUCACCAUCCUAACUAGAGUAGAUAUUUUAUUAACCCCACCCAUCACCAUCCUAACUAGAGUAGAUAUUUUAUUAAACCCACCCAUCACCAUUCUAACUAGAGUAGAUCUUUAUUACCCAUUUUUGAAUGGAAAGUCCUUACAGUGUGUAAUUAGUGUAUGACCGUUUUUGACUUUCUCUCUUUUCUUUCUCCUUUCCUCGUCCUAUAGCCCAGAUGAAGAUAGGUUGUGACAACACGGUGGUGAGGAUGGUGUCCAGCGGGAAGUUUGUCAACCGGGUGGCGUUCCAGUACCGUCUGCUGGACCGGCAGGAGCUGCAGAGGAUCAAGGUGAACAGUGUGGAGGAUUUCUGCUUCACUGGCUGAGCUCUCUGUCUCUCUAUCUAUCUCUCCAACCCCCCAUGUUGUCUAUCUACUACCUAACUAAUGGGGACCACCCAUCACCGGCUGCCAAAUCUACCAUGAGACUGAUUACAGAAAAAAAGCCUGAGGGUUGCCAAAACAUUCUGUUCUGUACUACAUUUUGAAUUUAAAGAGAUUUAUUCAUUUUUUACUCAUUUGUUUUUUUGCUCACUAUAUGUUCAAUGAAUUGCGGCUGGCGCUCAAGCUUAAUAAAGUGUUAUUUUGUGUUUGUGGGCAUUUCUUGGUUUGAUUCCGUAUUUAGAUUGUCUAACUUGUGUGAUUAUAUGCAGUACAUGACCGUGCAAACGGACCAGUGAGGGUGUUAGCAGGGCAUUUUUGGUUCACAUCCUUAUUUAUUUUGUGAGACAAUGUGUGUGGUUACGGGACUGUGGAAGGAGGCGAGUGUUCAAUAGAGUAUGUAAAAUAUAUGUUCAUUGCUGUUAUCUAUAUUUAUUUGUAUCAAACAAUUUUUUUGUAAUAAAACUGAAUCGCAU
This is a messenger RNA of Coregonus sp. 'balchen', 6621 nucleotides long. The record is from the annotation of a GenBank genome assembly. Lineage: Eukaryota; Metazoa; Chordata; Actinopteri; Salmoniformes; Salmonidae.